Messenger RNA from Aspergillus ruber CBS 135680, 1719 nucleotides. RefSeq names its product DNA cytosine methyltransferase. Gene Ontology annotation, molecular function: methyltransferase activity. The transcript is spliced from 2 exons. NCBI's taxonomy places the organism in Eukaryota, Fungi, Ascomycota, Eurotiomycetes, Eurotiales, Aspergillaceae. Gene Ontology annotation, cellular component: nucleus. The record is from RefSeq and is a predicted model, not a curated record. The annotation marks the transcript as partial.
GAUAGCGACUAUGACAGCGAUAGCACCGGUACAAUCGACAACGACCCGGAUGCGCGGUACUUUUUGGACGUCGAUGCUGAAUCUAGUACCGGACAUCUUGAUGCAGCUCCUAUUCUGCUCUCGAGUUUCGGGUCUGGUGCUGAAGUUGUUGAUCUCACCGACGGAUCGCAAUGCUUCAACGAGGGCGACUACCUCACGGACGAGUGCUUUCAGAGACUGGUCAGCAGUUGGCAACAACCUGCAUCGACAUCGGUUUCAAGAUCUAGUCGGGAGCUAGAAAGGCGCAUUAUCCCAGAAGCGUGUGUGGACGGUAUUCUCUACCGACCUGGUCAGUCAGUGGAACUUUACGAUGAGUCCUACUUGCACAUCAAGAACGUUCUUGAGGAUGACACUGGCUCUGUUUUCCUUCACGGGCGUCGAAUGAUACAAACGGCCUCCCACCCCAACACAUGUGUUCCUAAAUGGCAGAACGAGCUUGUAUGGAUGGUGAACGAGGUUAAAGAAGUUCCUUUGGAGAUUGUCAAACAGUUCGUUUCCAUUAUAUUCACUAAUUGGUGCAAGUUUGAAAGAGAACAGCAAUAUAUAUUGAAACUAUUCUGUCGUCUGAAAGAGACCAAAAAGGCCAACGCAACUUCUGUCCAGUACCUCUCAUUUGAAGAUGCAGACCCUAACCACCGCUUUCAUCCCAGGCUUCUCCGUCAGAAUUGGAGGGGUAAUACGACGUUGUUUGGAGAAGCAGAUAAUGCUGGAAACGAGGCCAUUGACCUUGACGACUCUCCGGUCAUCGAUCUGACGGACAGCAACCUCCGGCGGUACACCUUUGGUGAUGGCUUCUGCGGUGCUGGCGGUGUCUCUGCUGGAGCCAGCCAGGCCGGAUUCAACAUUAAAUGGGCCUUUGACAAAUCAUCUCAUGCUGCGACUACCUAUCGCCUCAACUUCCCGACGGCUAUGUGCGAGGAGAGUGAUAUCUUCAGCUUUUUGACCAACGAUGCAGACUUUGUCCGCGUCGACGUGAGCCAUGGCUCUCCCCCCUGUCAGACAUUCUCUCCUGCCCAUACUAUUGAGUGUGCAAAUGACGAUGCGAAUUCGGCUUGUAUCUUCUCAUGUUCUGAUUUAAUCAAGAAGGCCAAACCGCGAGUUCACACUAUGGAAGAGACCUGCGGGUUGUUCGAGAGGCAUAAGGAGGUCUUCUUCCGGGUGAUUCAAGACUUCAUAGAGCUGGGGUACUCGGUCCGCUAUGGUGUCCUGAACUGCAUGGAUUAUGGGGUUCCGCAGUCGCGCAGACGACUGAUCAUCAUCGCAUCCGGUCCAGGUGAAUCUCUGCCCCGGUUCCCCAAAGCAACGCAUGGUUUUCCGAUUACUGGUCUGAGAGAAUUCGAAACGAUCAAUUCCAUCAUAUCAAGGAUCCCACCCGGUGCCCUAGACCACGACGUCCAGACUGCGCUAGACCGCGGCCUGCGCAAUGGAGUCAGGCUCCCGUUCGAUCCCAAUCAACCUGCAAGAACUGUCACCUGUGGUGGAGGGGAUUUCAACUAUCAUCCCUCUGGCAGACGCGGCUUCACAAACCGGGAAUUCGCGUGUUUGCAGACAUUUCCCAUGCGAUACCGAUUCGGCCUACGAGAGAUAAGAAAGCAGAUCGGGAAUGCCGUACCUCCUAUUCUGGCCAAAGCUAUUUAUCAGGAGAUCUUGAAAUCACUAAGGAAGACGGAUCAGAAAGAG